Molecule: messenger RNA, 942 nt
Organism: Monoraphidium neglectum
Lineage: Eukaryota; Viridiplantae; Chlorophyta; Chlorophyceae; Sphaeropleales; Selenastraceae
Exons: 6
Coding region: 1-942 (313 amino acids)
Source: RefSeq, a predicted model, not a curated record
AUGCGUGCGAGCAAGCCGGCUGGCAAGGCCAAGAGCCAGGCUGGGGCUGCAGGCAAGGCAUCAGCGCCCGCGGCCAAGGGCAAGGGCAAGGCCGCGCACGAGCGGCCUGCGCCAUCCGUGGACGACCCCACCCCCGAGCCUAAGGGCAAGGUCCCGAAGAGGGGGGAGGGCUCGGACGUCAAAACGGCCCAUGGCAAGCGCGGCCACAGCGCAAAGGGCCCGCAGAAGCAGCAGCAGGACGACGAGGCGGGCCCAUCAGCGCCUGCACCGGGGAAGCAGAAGCCGCAGAAGCCGCAGAAGCAGCAGCAGCAGCAGCAGCAGCAGCAGCAGCAGCCCAGCAAGGCCAAGGGCAAGGACGCGGGGAAGAAGCCCGCCCUGCCUCCCAGCGAGGUCACCUUCGACAUCAGCAGCGAGGAGGAGGAGGAGGAGGAGGACGACGCGCUGGGCAGCGAGGACCCCGCGGGGUCGGAGAGCAGCGACGAUCUGGAGGCCCUUGGGCCGCUGGAGAGGGCGGCCGCACUGGCCAACCUCGCCAAGGAGUUCCAGAGCAAGAAACUUUCGGUCGUGGGGCGGGACCGGGCCGUCCGCUUCGUCCCCAAGGAGAUGAAGAGGGCCGACCCCGACAAGGAGAAGGAUAAGAAGGGCAUCCCCAAGCUGCAGCUGCCGGCCUCCAACUGCUUUUGGCCGACGUACAACCUGUGCCGCAGCCACGCCGAGAGCGUCGGGUGGCCCACUGGCACCACCCCCUUUGCCAACCUGCUGCUGCUGGUGUACCACGAGCUCUGCUGCACGGGGGCCCGCUACGGGCCCAACGUGAUCAAGCUGCUCACGGGCACGGAGAACGCCAUGCUGAAGCAGCCGCGGGUCUUCAAGAUUCCCAACGUGGAGGUGGUCGGCUACAUUGAGAAGACCGACGAGCAGACCGACGAGGAGGACGAAUGA